Molecule: messenger RNA, 873 nt
Organism: Symbiodinium natans
Lineage: Eukaryota; Dinophyceae; Suessiales; Symbiodiniaceae
Source: the annotation of a GenBank genome assembly
AUGCAGCCAUUGCGCCCAGGAGUCGUGCCAGCGAAGACAGGCGCGCCGCCCUCUUCGCCCAGCGACCUCAUCAGCUUCCUGGAACAGGCGGUCCAAGCCGGCGCUCCGCCGCAGGCACCGCCGUCCUCCAAGGCUCCGCCCCUGGCAGGGGAGUCUUCGGCAGCUCCCUGGCGGGUCAGCGCGCCUUGGAACAAGCCACCGGCCAAAGACACAGGCGUCAGCAAGCCAACGACAUUUUGCAAGGCGCCCCCGAAGGGGCCGCCCUCGAAUGGCGGCACCAACGAGGACCUGGCGCAGGCGUUAUCGAACCACUUGCAAAACCCAUCCGGAACUCCCAGUGUCGAGCUGAUGCAGGCCCUCGCGAGGGCGGCAAACCUCGAAGAGAAGGGGGCGGCCAAGAAGGCGGAGGACAAGGGCAGCGAGACUGGGGCAGGAGAAGCCCAAGGCGGCGCUGAGGCCGAAGACAGCCACGGAGGCGCCCAGGAGCCCGAUGCGCCGGAGCCCGCGCUUCCCUCCCGCCGGCCCUCCGCCUUGCAGAGAUUGGCCAAGGAGGCCCUGCAGGCCGCCAGAGGUGCUCCUGGUGGUGAGGCUGCAGCUCUGGCCGUGGAGCACAUGGUGAAGAAGUUGCAGGAGGUGGCCGAUGAGGAGCCCUCAGCUCCCGCAGAUGGAGGCGGCGAAGAGAUGUCGGUCCAGCCGCUUCCUACGCAGCUUCGGGCGCUUGUGACACCUGGCGCCGAUGCCUCAACUUACCAGUACGACUUCGCCUCAGCCGGCGACGAUGUCGAUGCCUGUUUCAGGAACAUCCGACGGCGGCUGGAAGUCGAGAUGGGAGAUGGGUGCGUGGUCCAAGUGUCCUUGCAGUUCGCCAGGUGA